Carassius auratus (goldfish) is the source of this 2385-nucleotide messenger RNA. RefSeq names its product ankyrin repeat domain-containing protein 10-like. Lineage: Eukaryota; Metazoa; Chordata; Actinopteri; Cypriniformes; Cyprinidae. Gene Ontology annotation, molecular function: protein binding. The record is from RefSeq and is a predicted model, not a curated record. The transcript is spliced from 5 exons. Bases 264 to 1232 code for a protein of 322 amino acids.
CAGGGUACCCUCACAUUGUAAGUGAGCAUGCGUAGCUCCAGUCCCGAUUCUCACCUGAUCCAUGUCGGGUUUGGGCUAUUCUCGUCUCGUGGGAAGUUUCGGUUCUUCAGCGCAAGUGUCUCGUCUAGCCUCGCCUCCUCUUUGCAUGCGCUUUGUUUGGGCGGCGCACUUCAUGAAAGCAGACAUCGUGAAGUCCACCAUUUUCCUGACGAUUCUUGUUUCCACGUAUUUAUAAAAGCGAGCCUUUUUUUUGCUGAGCACUAAUGUCGGUGGGACUGGAGUCUGGGUUUUCUAGCGAGGAGGUGCUGAAUGCCCGCUUCCCUCUUCACCGCGCGUGCAGAGAUGGAGACGUGGACGCGCUGUGCUCGCUCCUUCAGUGCAGCGCAGAUCAGCUGGCCGUGGAGGACUCUUUCUACGGGUGGACUCCUCUACACUGGGCUGCACACUUCGGCAAGCUGGAGUGUGUCAUGCGUCUGGUGCAGGUGGGAUGUGGUGUGAACUCUGUGACCUCUCGGUUUGCCCAGACUCCUGCUCAUAUUGCUGCCUUCGGGGGUCAUCCUCAGUGCUUGCUCUGGCUGCUGCAGGCCGGAGCUGAUAUAAACAGACAGGACUAUGUUGGAGAACCCCCCCUCCACAAAGCGGCCCGUGCUGGCAGCAUUGACUGCAUUAACACGCUCCUGGUCCAGGGAGCCAAGGCAGACAUGAGGAACUCUAGUGGACUGACCGCCGCUGACCUAGCUCUCACCCAGGGCUUUGAAGAGUGUGCCCAACUGCUUUCCAAUGCCCAGAACCAGCAGCUCAAUCAGCUUAAUGUGUUCUCAAACAAUGGCUUUGUGUGUUUUGGGGACCGCAAGCUUAUCCAAGACCGGAGCAUCCUUAAUGGGGUUCCCAGCCGAAAGAGGUCUCUGGAUUGCAUGGAGUCUAAUCUAAUUAAAAAGGCCAGAAAAGAUGAUCUCGGCUAUCAGCCGAUGAAUGGAGUGAACGGAUCCAGCGGAGAAGACCAGAUGGAGAACAUGCACAUGGAGUUUGGACAAGCGCUGAGUACCCCAGGUGGGAACCGACCCUUAAAUGGAUCCCUGCCUCUGGGUUCCAAUGGCUACAUCAGUCCAGAGCAGGACCUGGCUGUCCGAAUGGAGAGCUCGUCCUGUCCAGUCCACAAAGAGUCAGAGGUCUUCACCGUGACCUCCAUGCAGAUACCAUGUCGUUGCACUAACUCCUAUGCCUAUUUGUAGGAGCCUUUGCCUUGGCUAAAAUUCAAGCUCUUUUUGAUGAUGUGUGUCUGGGAGGGAAAAUAGUUUAAUUUGGUACACAUCGUAUGUAUAAAGCAUUUGAUCAUAAGUUGCUCAUACCACCCUGUCCUUUUAUCUUUUGGUGGUAUGAACUUUGUUUUAAACUGUCUUUUGCUUAUUAGGAGCACAUGUUGAGUUUCGAUUUGCACAGUAACUUCCCUACUACUACUGAAGUAGGUGCGUAAUGUAAUGAGUCUGUUUUUAUGCCCAGAAAUCUAUACUUGUAAAGUAUGUCAGUGUUUUUUUUUUUUUUUUAGUCUUAGUACAACACUGAUUUUGCAGUGAAUUGCAUUUGCCCAGCCAAAUUCCUGACCUUGAGUUUUGUAACAUUGGAUUUUGGUUUAGGAAGUUGGUUAAUACUUUGGAUAUGAAUGACUUUAUGUUCCUGUUAAGUAGCAAAAAAAGAAAAAAAAAACAUGAUUCCAAGUUUGUGUGUGUUUAUAUAUAUAUAUGUCCAUGUUAAAAAUAUAAAAUGUGCAUUUUAUUUUCCUUUUUUUUUCUUCAACAUUUAAUUCUCUUGUUCUGCCAAAGCAUAUCUAAUGAUGAAUGUAUAAAGUGCAUCUACAAACCUUGGCUUUGCAGCUUUCAUACCUGUUCUUUUAAGAAAGUCUAGGUGCUAUUCAAUCACAUCUUUAACCUUUUUGACUAAAUGUAUUGAAUCUGCAGUCUCAAGCGUUCAUCGGUCAGGUUAUUGUAUGAGGGUAAAAGUCUAUUUCCAGCUAAUGUUUUGCAUAGCAUUUCAUAUGUAGUGUAGAAGAUAUUUGCUGUUGCUAAACUAAUUAAAUAUGGUAAGAGCUAUGUAUUGAGACAAAGGUGAUUCUUUGAUUGCAUUGUACUUUCUAUAAAUUCAUCUAAAAAUCAUUCUUUCACACAGAACAGCUGCCAGAAAGUUUGCACUGCAUAUUGAAUAAUGCAUCAUUUCCUACUCAGAAUUACAAAGAACAUCUUACUAUAAUUGCUCAUUAAAACACCGGCUAUGUGUGACACAGAGAUUGAGAUAUUGGUAUAAAAAUUACUGUUUAUGUCAAGUAACAGGAUGCCUAAAAUGGAUGCGAAAUGUAAUUUCUAUACUCAUUAAAUGUUCUCAUUUAACAAA